Messenger RNA from Vitrella brassicaformis, 9421 nucleotides. The record is from the annotation of a GenBank genome assembly. NCBI's taxonomy places the organism in Eukaryota, Vitrellaceae.
GGACGCCGGCGGAGCUGCGACUGUUUGGAGAGCUGUCGCCUAUCUGAUUUCUGCAUCAAACACUAGUGCUUCCUAUCCGUAGCUGACUACGUAUCAGUGUCGGCGCCACAGGCCGUCUUCAUCCAUUUGGGACCAUCAGCUGCACCCGCUACUGCCCUGUAGCUGCUCCACGGCCCUUGUCAAGCCCGCAUUCAGCCUUUCUCCCGCCCCGUCGCCCUAUGAGGCCCCCUGAAGCCACGACGAUGGACGGCAGUGAUUGCUGACCACGUCAGGAGGCAAACGCUCAAGAUCCUGAUACGACAUUCGGUCGGUCGAGGUGCCUUCUCAUCACCAUGGAUGCAGAGGAGCAUCAGCACGGCAGUGAGCAGCCGGCGGCCGCUUCAUCGUCUGCAGCUGCAGCUGCCGCCGGGGGCAUGCCUGUCCAGAUGGAUAUGGAUCUUGACGCGGCCAGGGAGCCGGGUGCAGACAACCAACCGGCUGCUGCGGCUGCUGCGGCCGCUGCUCCUGGUCCACCCGCAGCCCCCGACCAGGACGAGCAGGACCUUUAUUUCAUGAUGGUCCGCUUCCUCAAGUCGGGCCCUUUCCGCUCCAUCGGCCAGCAGCUCGAGAGCCGACUCGACGGCACGCCGUUCCUCCCACCCCUCAUGGACUGGGAGGGCCGCCAGGAGCACACCACAUACGCCGAGGUUGCCUUCGCCAACCGAGGGGUGGAGCCAGACCGCCUGCUGGGCGUGGUCAAGGAGCUCCGGGAGCGGCGGGGGGACGCCCAGAUGGAGCCGCGGAUGCGGGCGAUCCACCGUGCUGCCGAGCCAGACAGGAGGAAGGAGCUGAUGGACCGGCAUUUGUUCCAUCGGAUCCGCAUGGGGCGGGCGGGGGGUGCGUUGGGUGCGGCGGGGCGGCCGCUGUCGCGCGACGUGUUUUACUUGGCUGCGGCGCGGCGGAUGCAGCAGCUGGCGCAUUUCUUCAUCCACAGGACAGCUGAGGAGGACAUCCAGCCGGCCGCCAUCUACACCACACUCUUUGACAAAACCGGUGAGUGAGUGCGAGGCCAGAGUGACACACAUGGCCAGCCACAUGUGGAGGUGUCUGUGUGUGUGUGUGUCUGCAGGUGAGGUGAUCAUCACUGGCGGCGACGACGGCCUGGUGAAGCUCUUCCACGCCCGCACCGGCAACCUGGUCUUCGCCCUCCGCGGCCACGACGACGAAAUCACGGACGUCGUCGUCUCCUCCGACAACCGAUUCAUCGCAUCAAGCGACCUCAAGGGCAUCGUCCGGGUGUGGCGCAUCAGGCACACCGCAUACGAGCCCGUGGCGGUCAUCCCCCACGGCCGACGGGUGGACUUCAUCCGGUUCACGCCUGCGGGUGGCCGGGGGAGCGACGGGGGCGUCCAGGACUUGAUGCUGCUGACGGUGACCAACCACGGGAUCUGUCAGACCUUCCCUUUGGCGGCGCUUGAGGACUGCGGCGGGCGGAAGUUCCUCGGGGCGUACCACCAUAUGGUCGAUAUACCAGGUGACCUAGAGAGGGAGGGAGGAACGAACUUGUGGGCGCGGCGCAUUUAUCAGUGUGGUCUCUCUCUCCUCUCUAUUGUUUGUGUCGUGUGGUCAGGUGGCCGUCGUUUCUCGGUUCAGUCGUUCGAGAUGGCCAAGUGCCCCGUCCCCGCCCCCCCACGCGUCAAGCAGCCCACACUCGAGGGCAACAUCCUCUGGGCCACCGGCACAUCCGACGGUGUGCCACGGAUCUUCCGCACAUUCCCCCUCCCCGCCACACACCCACUCGUCACGGCUGCAGAGGACAAAAGCCCAAUCGAGCUGUUCUCCCUCCCAUAUGGCGACAGGAAUCGGUCACCCGCACGGCCGCGGGGUGCCCCGGGGGGUGGUGGCGACUCGCAGGAGGCUGACGAGCCGGCGCCGGCAGCAGCAGCUGCUGCGGCCGCUGCCUCGUCGUCUCAGCAGCAGCAGCAGCCGGCACACCAGCCUGUGGUGAUUGGUUCGUCCCGCGAGAUGCGCGAGAGGGAGGAGCGGAAGAUGCACGACAGAAUGUACAAGCAGUCGAAGCUGUAUGAGCUGCACGGGGAGCACACGGCGGGCAAGACCAUCGUCAACGUCACCCUCGCGCACAACGGGGUGGACCUCGUCAGCGCCUCCAGCGACGGCUCCGUCGUCAAGUGGGAGAUUGCCAAUGCAGAGGCGCACAAACAGGUACAUAGCCCUCUCACACACACACACAGCCACCCGCAUCAAUCUGCAUCUCUCCCCCGUGUGUCGCUGCCCACCAGGUGCCGCGGAAGGUGUUGCGGCCACGUCAGGUGCCCUACGGCGGCGGCACGUGCCCGGCCCCGAAGGAGGGCGAGAACGCCUCCCUGCUGCAGAAGAUCUUCUGCACCGACCGUGGGGAUGGGAGAGACCUGUUCGACGACCGGCCGCGGUGGGUGUCGAUGGUGGACACCAUCGUGUGGACGCAGACGGACCGCUGGAUCGUGGUGGCUGAGGCGGUGGCCUCGAGCGUCAACCCCAAUGACGUGGGCGACAUGCCGCGGGCGGUGGCACUCACCAGCUUCGAUGCUGUGACCGGUGGGUGGGCAUGCUGUGGAUCAGGGGGAUGGAUGGAUGGAUGGAUUGUGGGUGGCUGGGCUGUGUGUGUGUUGACUGACACAGGUAAGGAGUGGCGUACGAUGGGCCGUGACGUGUUUCGGCAUCGGCUGAUGGUCAUGGACGCACACCCACAUUGCUCGCGCAUUGUCAUCGGGGCCGCCUACGAUGGCAAAGUAGGCAAAUGACGAGCCCAGCCAGCUAGCAACACACAAGCAGCUGAGCUGUGGCUCUCCCCUUGCCACCCUCUUUGUCUGUCUCAGGUAGCGUUGUUUGACGUGGUAGCUGGGGAGACCCUCAAGGUGUUCACGGCUUUCAGCCACCACUCGGAGCGUGCCUUCGUCGACGGCCGCUUCAAUCCACAGGGCGACCUCUUCGCCGCCAGCGACACAUACGGAUGCAUCUGGCUUUUCGGCACUGGUGAGUGGGUACAUGGCCCCUCUCCCCCUCUCUCAAUCAUAUGUGUCAUCUCUGUCGUCUUUGUGGUCAGGUCUGCGGGAUACGUACGCCUUGACGCCCUACGAGCAGUUCUUCGAGGGCGAGCACCACGCCCUCACGCGCGACGACCACUUCUGCCUGGUCGACCGCAACACUCAGGUGCCCCCGCACCAGCUGCCCAGGCGGCUGCUGUGCGACGCGCGGGGGUUCGCAUACGAGAUACAGCCGCCCGAGCCCGCCCCACUGGCCAUGGCGAGGGAUUAUGGGGACGACGACCAGCUGCAGCAGCCGGCUGAUAGCGGGAUGGCCAUGGACAUGGAGGCACGGAUGCAGGACAUGGUCAGAGUGCGGCUGCCCAAGAAGAUCACCAAACGACGGCGACCCCCUCCACCAGAUAACGCGGACCAGCAGGAUGCUGCCGCAGCUGCUGCUGCGUCGUCUGACGGGCCCCCACCCCCUCCCCCACCAGACAGCGGCCCACAGCCACCGUUCUUCGGUGCUGGUUGGCCUUUCCCCUUCCCUAGAGCCCCACCUCCGCCCCCCGACGCCCCCUUUGGUGGCCUGGGGAUGCGACCCAUCGGCCGACUCGACCGGAUCGGCGAUGGACCUGCCCGCAUCCCACGGCCCUUAGGGCGGAGGGAUGAGGCGCCUGCACCCGCAGCAGCAGCAGCUGCUGCUGCAGCACCAUCGGCAGCAGCAGCGGCAGCGGCAGCUGAGCGUCCUUCUGUCCCCAUGGACGACAUCCGCAGGCUGGUUAACCGUCCGUCGCCGCGGUGGCGUGGUCGGCGAAGCGAGCGUGACGACGCGAGGGCGAUGAGGCUUGCCGCGGCGCUGCGGGACAACGACUAUGAGACACUCAGGGAGUUCAGGAGAGAACAGGUGAGUGUGGGCUUGGAGGGAGGGGAGCAGAGAAUGAAUGCCACACUUACCCAUCUAGCCCUCUUUGUCCAUCUUUCUCUUCUUUCGCAGGCCCAGCGGCUUCGGAUGCGUCGCGCCCAGCACUCGUUCGGCCACCAGGUGUACAUCAACCCCGACGCAGCCAAUGCGCCCUUCCCACCCUCAACCCCCUCGCGACGACCACACGCACACGCCCGCGGCACACGCCAGUCCGCCCGGCUCGCACAGGGCCAUAACGUCGUCACACUCAACGACCUGGCAGACAGAGAUGACGCGGCACAGCAGCGUCGGAGGGGCGGCCGGGGUGGGCGGGGGAGAGGCUCGUCGCGUCGCGUCAUCUACCGCGACGACCGUGAGCUGUCCCGCGAGAUGCGCAUCGACAGCGACAGCGACGAUUCGAAGGCCGAUCCUGAUUAUGAGUACGAUUGGUGGCGGUCGGCAAGGGCGGGGAGGGGGCGGAGGAGGACGGUGCGUGGGGCUGGGAGGGGUGGGCCACAGAGGCCACAGCGCCGAAUGAGCACUCGGUCGAGGCCGGGCAUGGAUGACGAGUCGCAAGAGGUGAGCAGCGGGCGCCCAUACACACAUUAAAGUAUCCCUGUGUGUGUGUGUGUGUGUGUGUGUCAUGAUGUGCAGGGCAGCAGGCGUCGUGAGAGCCGUGCCCGCGAUCGCAACGACUACACGUCCAACAGUGACAGCGACUCCAGCCUGGCCAGCGACCCAGGGGUGAGUCACCACACCACACAUCAACACAACACACCCACAUUUACAUAUGUGCCUCCUCUCCCCUUCUGUCUGUCUGUUGUCAGCUCGCGAGGCUCCGCGCCGCCACCACUGAUGGCUUCGUAGAGGUGGACGGCAAGCGCAUGACCGCCCGUGACUACCGCGCCUACCUCCGCAACCAGAAGCAGCAGCGGCUGCUCAACGAGACUGCCACCGACUCCGACCUCGGCACGCCCGCGCGACACAGGAGAGGCCGAGACAGAGACAACCGCCCCAGGAGCCCCGACAAACGGGGCGGAAGGCGCAACCUCACCCGCAAGAAGACGCCAGACAACGACACGGGCGAGGUCCCUCUGCCCCCGUUUGUGGUGGCCAAGGGCGACGACACGCCGGGCGAGCACGUGUGUGCGGUGUGCGGCAAGGGGCCGAGGCUGGUGGGGGGGCUGGUGGGCCCUGCGCGUCGGGAGCCGCUGGCAGGCCCGUUCGUGGUGCCUGGCAAGGGCGGUGAGGGCCGCAAGUGCUGGUUCCACCUGCAGUGCCUCGGGGCCAUGUCGGGGCUGAAAUUCGACAAGUAUGCCAGGGGGCUGAUCAAUCUCAAGGUGAGAUGGAUGACUGACACAGGGAGGGGACGGGAGCGGUGGCUGUGCCGUGAAGGCACCAUGGAAGCAUCCGUGUGUGUGUAGAGGGAGUUGGACCGCAUGGGCGGGUGCAAGUGCAGCGGGUGUCGGUCGGGCGGCGCUUUGACGGGCUGCCAGAACCAGAAGUGCAAGCGGACCUACCACUACUGGUGCUCGCUCAGGGAGAAGAACUCCCUCGACAGGACCACCCUCGACAUCCUCACCUGCAGACUCUACCUCUGCAAAUCGUAAUGUGGACACACACCUCACCUCACAGACACACACGUCCACACAUGUCGAAUGGAUGCGUCUGUGUGUGUGGCUUUAGGUGUCGUGAGGGUGACUCGCUCAUCAAGCAGUAUGUGCGUGGCGAGCUGUUCCUGUACCCCGAGAUGCGCCAGUGGCUCACCGUCAACGAGGUCUGCACGGGAGGCGACUACGUCCCACAGCUCGGUACACACCACCACCCCACCCAGACCCACCCACACCCACACACACACACACGAAUGCCGACAGAGGGAGGGAGCACAGCACGGCUGACGUGUGUGUGAUUCGAUUCGUGUGUGUUUUGUUUGGUCAGGCGACGUUGUGCGGUACUUCCCCCGUGCGCACAUGGACGACAUCGGAAUGGAGCACGACGACGGCCCCCUCUACCGCGGCGACGUCCCGCAGCUGCUCUACCCCUCACUCCUCCAACCCUGCGACGCCAUCGUCGUCGACAUGACAUUCGACUUCCCUGGUCGGUCAGCCGCAGAGGAACACACAAGUGUGAUGGAGGAGUUUGUCUGUGUCUGUGUCUGUGUGCGUGUGUGUGUGCAGGCCAUGCGGAUUCGCCUUGCUGGGUGGGUGUGACCCCUCUCGGCCCAAUCGCUGCGGUGCUCACGCUGCAGAUACUCGAGCCCCAGCCUGACGCAGGUGAGAGACAUCACUCACAGGCAGGCAGGCAGGCAGACAGACAGGGGCAGAAAGGGAGCCCAGUCACAUGGUCUGACACACCUGUCCACUCCACUUCAGGCAAGUGCUUCACGGUGCGUUAUCGGCCCUUCGGCGUGGCGGAGUUCCUCACCCUCCGAUCGGACGUGCUCAAGGGCCUCAAGCGCAACGCCGACAACCCUUUGCGCAAGGGCCACCGGUGCUACUGCGUCUUCGACAACAAACGGUCCGAGGGCAAGGUCAUCAGCACACGCAAGCCGCUCCCAUGGCCGCCCAGGAACGUCCACAUGCCAUUCCCACUCGACGAUCGGGGGCCACCUGCCGCCUCACCUCCACCAGCACCAGCACCACCACCAGCACCAGCACCUGCAGCUGCUGCAUCUGCAUCGGCCAAUGACGUGGCUGAGCAGCUCGACUCCGCACAGCAGCAGCCGCCACCAGAUCCCCAACCACCAGCAGCAGCUGCUGGUGGUGCGGCAGACAACGACGAGUCGCAGGGCACCGUGCAGAACGAGCCGGUGGCCUCUCCCCCUCCCAGCAGCCAGCCGGGGAGUCACGAGAGGUCCAAGCGCGAGAAACGGAACAGCGACGAGGCCCUGAUGAAUGUGGAGGUCCGCCGCAGCCCCUUCUUCGACCGCAUGGACUUCCGCAGCUCCCGCGUCCCGGUGGUGGCUCGGGCGACCGAUGACGGGUGGGAGUGUGUGCAGGUGGAGUGGGACGAUGAGCCGAAUGAGCCAGGACAGGUGAGGUGGGGUGGGAGCCACACACAAGCACUGACACACACACACACACAGAGCGAGAGAGACUUAGUGUGUGUCUGAGUGAGUUUGCUGUACGUGCAGUGGUUGAGUGUGUGGGAGGUUUACCAUCUGUUUGAGGCCACACCUCCGCACGAGGAGGGCGCGGCAGCAGCAGCCGGCAACCAGCCACAGCAGCAGCAGCGGCAGCAGCAGCAGCAGCCAGGUGCGGCUGACGAGCCCCCCGCCCAGCCAGCAGACGCCCCACCCCCGCUCCCACAGCCGGCCGACCAACAGCACGAGCAGGACAUGGCCGACGCAGCAGGGGCGAAGGAGGAGCAGCCGGCAAGUAGUGCUGCUGCUGCGGCUGGUGGUGCCGCUGCCGCUGCGGCUGCAUGUGGCGGUGAUGUGGGUGUGGUCGAGGAAUGGCCCGAGAGCAUGUCCGACGACCGCCGUGAGUACCUCAUCUCGUGUCUGGAGAAACUUAUGGAGAUACCUGACCCAAACCCACUGCCAGGGUCAGUGAGCGAGCGAGCCACCCACCCCCCACUCACCCACCCACAUGGUGCCGCAUCUGUGUCGGUGUCUGUUUACAUGGCAGGAUCUAUCGCCGCGACAGUUCUGCUGGCGUGCCCCGUCGGUAUUUCGCGUUCGAGGACAUGAUUCCCCACUGCAGGGAGACCGAGGAGUCGCCCAGGAACGAUGAGGGCAACGAGGGUGACGGUGCUGGGGCUGCUGGGCGGAAGCGGCGUCGCCAGGCCAAGUCCAAGAACUGGAUCGAGACCUACUGGAAGACCAUCCCCUACCCCAUCUGCCUCAAACUCAUUCUCACACGACUCCACAACAAGUGAGGGACGGAGUGAACGAGCCAGCCCAGCCAAACACACCACCGCACCAUAUCCACGAUGUGUGUUGAUCUGAUGUGUUGUGUGUGUCCACAUGCAGCUUCUAUCGUCGCGAGGCGGCCUUCCUGUUUGACAUCGUGCUCCUCCGCUCCAACGCGGAGCGCUUCAACGGCCAGGACAACCCCAUCGCAGAGCGGGCCCGUGAGCUGGAGCAGCAGAUCGCAGGCCUCCUCGACCACAACGAGCUCCCCGUCGACCCAGAGGACGGCUCCUUCAUGCCGCCAAUCCACAUCGAGCCUCCAGAGAUAGUCGAGGAGGAGGAGGAGGAGGAAGAGGAGGAGGAGGAGAUGGAGGAGGAAUAUGAAGGAGAAGAAGAAGAAGACGAUGAACACGAAGAGCAAGAGGAGGAUGAGCCUGAGGAGGUGGAGGACUCCCGCGUCCGCGCGGCCCGCCGGCGUGUGAGGGACCGCGGGUCGUCGGAGCUCAUGCCGCCCCCAUCCGAGCUGCCCGGUGCUUUCCUCGAGGGCCGCCGUCUCAGGAGUCGGGAUGGCGGCCGGCUUAGGCGCCGCUACGCGCAGGAGGAUUCUCAGGAGACCGACGGCCUGGUCAGAUCGCCUGCCAGACCCCGAGUGCGCCCACAGCGCUUCGACGAUGACGUGGUCAUGAUGGACGACGGUCGCCCGAGGCCCAAGACGCGUCUGCAGGCCGCAUUGGCCCAGGUGCAGCAGCUCUCAUCUGACAUCCACGAGGAGGAGCAGGGUGGGCAGAGGGCCCGCCGACGAGCUGCGGCAGCCGCGUGCCGGAAGCUCAACAGAAUCCGACGGAUGGAGGAGGAAGGCAGCCCCUCGGACGAGUAUGAGGUGAAUGAGAUGGCCGUCGACAUGCAGAGGCCGCCACCGCAGCAUCACUACGGCACUCGGAGGGCCCAGCCUGCACGGUUCCCAUCGACGGAUGAGGACUUCGCGGGCGCACCACGCAGGCAGCGUGACGGCUCUGACGACCUCCAACCAGGGCCCGCAGCGGCAGCAGCAGCAGCAGGCGGCAAUCGACAGAGGAGGGGUCGGUAUCGCGAUGCUGGUGAGGUUGAUGACAUGGCCCCAGCUGCGCACUUGCCCAAGGAGGUGCGCAAGCUCCUCGACCUCGACAACCAACCGCGACACCCACCCACCCGAGGCCAGCGCAAGGACUCACAGGAAGACGGCCAUGCAGCCUACCACGAUGACCAUCACAUCCGGCCCAGGCGGAAGCGGCGUGUUGACGACGACGACGGCGUGAAUGUGGAUGAGCAGCCGGGGGGUGAUGAGGAGCAGGGAAGGCAGCAGAAACGGACACGGCGUCAUCCGGGCCCCGGUGAUGAUAUGCCCAAUGGCAGCAGCGGGGCGGCGCAUGAGGACGGCUGGAAGGGGCGUGUCGGGAGGCGGCACAUCAAGGAGGAGUGAGUGGGUGAGUGAGUGAGUGAGUGGGUCACGCGGGUGCGGUGCAUGUGUUCUGUCUUUCACACAUACUGACAUGCAAAUGGUGCGUCCGUCGCUGGAACACUUAGUGGAUGGAUGGAUGGAUGGAUGGAUGGCUAGUGAGUGAAUGGCAUUGGUACAGUAAGUACACGGCUGACUGUCUGUUCCAUUUCAAUUGUGAAUCAAUC